CGGCAUCAUCAGAGCAUGCGUCAAACCGCUUGAUUUUAUAUGAAGCGCACGUAGACAGCUGCCGCUUGCACAUAGACAGCUUGCCUGUUUGCCCACUUGAUGGUCUGCUUAGCUUAGUACUAUAUGACUAUGUAGUAUCCGUCUUCAGUAUCUGGAAAUUGCAGUCGGCUAACGCCGAGGCUAGCGAUGUCGGAAAUGCUGAACUUGGACGUGACUCGCUGCAAUUUAAAAAUCCAAUCAGCAACAUGCCCACCUCAGCCAACUCAUACGGUGCGCCAUGCUCCUGGCCCAGGCGGGCAGGCCCUCAGGGCCCCGCCGAAGCCCGCCACUGAUGCUCGGAGCGCCUGGGUCUGCCAAGCCGGCACCUGCAUGGAGCUGCCGGCAGCUGCGCUUACGGAGGGUUCCUUCGACGUGCCACACGCGGCUGCGCGGGAGCUGGGCAUCACGGAUGGGAUGAGCGAGUACAUGUGGCGCCCGCCUGCGGACUGGGGCCCCUCCCUGCAACUUCAGGACAGGACGCUGCGGGCUGCCCAUCUGCCAGCACACGCGCAGCCCCACACGAGCAGCGGCAGCCGGAGCAGCGGCGGUCGGGGCCGGAGCGUGGCAGCUGAGGAGCGGCUGCGGGUGGAGGCGCCGGGCUUCCGGCCGUGUGCCAUCCUGUGUAUCGGCACGGGGCAGCAGGCGUCCCUCGAAUACUACCUUGAAGCAGAAGAGGUGCUGGUGCAACCGGCGGCGGAGGCGGAAAAGAUGGAGAGCUCGGCAGAUCAAGCAGGGCGGGCGGAGCCAGCGCCUGAAUCACAGCCACAGCCCGCGCCGGGCACAGUUACCGGCGGGCGGCCCAGUGCGGAAGGCGGCGGGCAAGGCAGCGUGCCGCCGGCGGCCCCGCCCUUGCCUGCUGGCAGCAGCCUCGUUGCCGCUGCGUCCAGCGGCGCUGACCCCUUUUCGCCGCAGCCGCUGCCACCAGCGCCGGGCCCACCAACGGUGCUGGGGCAGCGGUCAGGUUGGCGAGCUUGCGGGAUGCAGGAGUGGCUCUGCGCCGCAACCGCCGCGCUGCCUGCAGCUGUUGAUCACGGCGGCAGCGGUGACAGCGGCCGCGGCGCCCCGGGCGCAGCGGCAAACGGAUCAAGGGCAGGGGCCAUGGCAACGCGGGUGGCGGUGGCUGGGUCUGCGGCGGCACAGGCGUCCUCGGCGGCAGCGCUGGUGGUAGGCGGGCACCGGCUGUCGCUGCAGCUCGUGCUCGCGGUGACGCGCGACGGCUGCCUCCGGAGCCUGGUGGCACAGCUGGUGCCGUGGCGCCAGCACCACCACCGCUGCGACGGCGGCGGCGAUAGCGACAAUCAUGGCGGGCAGGAGCAGGGCGAGGCGAGGCGAGGCAGCCAUCAGGGCGCCAGCAGUAGGCUGGGGUGCGGCGGGCGGGUGGGCAGCCACCAGGUUGACAGUGGCAGCGACACUGGUGGCGACAAUGGCAGUUGUGGAGGCAGUGGAACUUGCACCCACGAUGGCGGCAGCGGCAGCAGCGCUGCUGCCAGCGCAGGCGCAGGCGCAGGCGCAAGCGCGCGAGCGGGCAGUGGCGCCGCGGCUGCCAGCAACCCAAACACCGCCCGGAGUGCCGCGGCCGCAGAUGCACCACAGCACCAGCAGUAUUGCGACAGCAGCCUCGCCCGCGACGCUCUGGCGCCCUGCUCGAUCGCCCGCCAGGUCGGCAGCACCUGCAGCGUGCCUGCCGCAGCGUGUGGGUCCGCCGCGACGCCCCGCGACCCCAGCAGCUGUGGGGGCUCGCUGCAGGCGUCGCCUGCAAGCGCCAGCCUCUGCCUGUCUGGGUCCGCCGCGGGCCUCGGGCGCCGGAGCUCUGGGUCCUUGGGCGGCUGUGGCGCUAGCAGCACCUGCACCUUCACCUCGCGGCCGUCGCCACCUGCGCCGCCGGCAGGGGCACCAGCGGUGACAGCGACGGCAACAGGGGCGCCGGCAGCGGCCUGCCUGUACACGCAUGUCGCCCAAGCAACAGCAGACUUGCGGCCGAGGUCAGGGUCCGCCGGGGAGACCGUGACCGUUGCAGUGCAGGGUCCACCGCAGCUGGCUGCGGCCACGGCCCGCUUUCAGGAGGUGGCGGCUGUGCCUACCACCGCCGGUGGCGCAGCACCCGCAGCACCUGGUGCCGAACGCACGCCAUCAGACGCGAACUCGGACAGCCAGCAGCGGGCUGUCAGCCCGGCCGCGACGCCGGCAGCAGCCGCGUGCCCACUUGCUGCAGUGAGCCCGGCCACGAAGCCGGCAGCACGUGCGGCUGCUGCUGAGGUGCCGCUGGCGGCGGAAAAGCGACCACGUGCGCGUGCUAGGGUGCAGGAGGCGGCGGCAGCAGCCGCCAGCUGUGGGGCCUAUGCAGGGCCGGGACCAGGCUCAGGGUCAGGGUCAGGACCAGGACCAGGGCCGGCCACGCGGCGGGCGUCACGGCACACGGGGCCCUUUGUGGAGGGGCAUGACGUGGCGCUGGGGCCUGCAGGGGACGGCUUGGGAGAGCUCGUGUUUAGGGUGCUGCCGCCGUUCCCUCGCGGCACACACGCGGCUUACAAGUCUGUGGCCGAGCUGGUGAAGACCGGCUUCGGCCGAAACAACGGCAAGACGAUUGACGACUGUGUGGAGGGCCGACUCGACAACUCGCUCUGCUGCGGCGUCUGGCUGCGGCCGCCGGCCGGCAUAAGCGGUAGUGGCGUCGGUGGCGUCCGCGGUGGCGGUGGCGGUGGCGGCGGCCCCAGUACCCUGCUGGCUGCAGCCACCAUCCACCUCAUCACGGCCGGCGGCGGCAGCGAGGGCAGGCACCUGCUGCUGGUCCGCUACAUGACCACGGUCGCGCCGCUGCGGCGUGCGGCGGCCCUGGGCUCUCAGCUGGUGCGCUGCCUGCAGCUGGUGGCGCUGGAGCAGCAGCACACGCGCAUGGCCGUAGUGGUCAUGGAUGCCAGCGUCAAGCCCUUCUGGGCCCUCAUGGGCUUCCAGCCCAAGCAGGCAACGCUCGGCGGCCCCGGCUGCUACGUCACCGCGCACACCAGCAGCCAGUGCGCCCGGAACGCGGGCCCCUGCGAGGUUUGGUUCGCGCCCCUCGAGCAGGUGGCCAAGGAGGCUGCGGGCGCGACUGCUAUGGCUGGGGCGGGGGCAAGGAGUGCCGCGGAGCUUGCUGCCGGCAGUGCGCGCAGCAGCAGGCGCGGCGCGGCGGCGACGACGGCAGCGGCUGCGGUGACAGCCGGGCUUACCGGUGUUGCCGCGGCGAAGCAGGUGGUUGCCGCGCUAGCCGCAGCUGUGCGCGCCAAGCUCGUGGUCCCUGAGCGGCGCAGCAAGCUGCUGCAUGAAAUCCAGAAGCAGCAACAGCAGCAGCAGCAGCAGCAGCAGCCGGGGGGCCAGCACGAGAACCCGCACUGCCACCCGCACAAGCCAGACGGAGAGGGGGGUGGCAGCAGGCGUGCCCAACGCAGCAGCGGUGUCAGCGGCCUCGCCGGCCCCGGCAGCGGCAGCGCCAGCAGGCGCACGACCAGGGAGCCGUCGCCCGAGGGGGAGCAGGAGCAGGAGGAGGCGCAGGGGGAGGAGGAGCAGAAGGAGGUGUGGGGGGCUAACACUGCAGAGGACACAGCUGCAGUUGCGGUUGGUGACAUGGGCCGUGGCGCAUCUCUGCCCAUGAUGACUGCCUCGCCGGCGCUCUCCGAUAAGCCGCUAUCACCAGAGCCAUGCAGCCCGGCAAGCCCGGCAAGCCCCAUCAGCCUGGCAAGCCCGGCAGGCUCCACCGGCGGGCCUGUGGCACGGCCGGCCCCGGGCGCGUGCGGGCUCCCGGCAGGAGGGCGUGUAGCAGCUGUAGGCGCAGUCGCAGGCACCAGCAGCAGCAGUAGCAGUAGUGGCGGGGUGCCGCCGGCCGCCGGGGCUGCGGUGGGGCUCGCCGAUCAGCUUCUGCCAGCGCUUGCACGGAGCCUUGGGUCAUUGGCGCACCUGGCGGUGGACGCGCUUCGCCGCCACAAGGCCGCGGCAACAGCACCAGGGGCGGCUGCGGCAGGAACGGCUGCGGCAGAGGCGGCUGCAUCAGGGGCAGCAGGCCAGCUGCCGCCGCUGUGGGCUGCAGACGUGCGCGGGGGCGUGCUAUUGCGGCUGGACGGGGCGCCCGUACCCGGCCUCAAGCUGUGGCUUACGCCUGCGGGGCCGACGGCGUCUCAGGCACCUGAGGUGGAAGGCACGGCGGCACGGACGGAGAAAGCCCGAGAGGAGGAGGAGGACGGGUGCGAGGGCCACGGUCCUGGAUGCGCCCCCGGCUGCAGCUGCUGCGUGCUGCUGCGUCUCCCGUGGGGCGGCUGUGGCGCGGGCAGCACCACCGACGGGGAAGCCGAAGGCUGCAGCGCACCGACGCCGCUAACUGCGCCUGGGACCACGCCUGCAUCCGCAUCCGCAUCCGCAUCUUCAGCAGCGCUGGCGCCGGGGCACCUGGUGCGAGCGACGGCGUUGUGCGGGGAGCUGUGGGCGGAGCUGGACACGUUGCUUGUGGCGCGGGGCCGGCGGCAGCAGCAGGCGGCUCUGCAGGUGCUGCUGCUCUGGCUGCACAUGCUGGCUGCGGAGGGCGGCGCGGGACCACACGGCGAGGGCAAGGGCGCUGAGGGCGGCGGUGGCCUCGAGAGCGGGGGCCACAAGCGUGUGAACAGGGCCGCGGACACGGGCCCGGGCUGGGGCUCGGGAGGUGGAGGCUGGGGCGGGGUAGCGGCAGGAGGAGACGGGCCGCGGGUCCGCUUUCGGGUACUGGGUGCUCCGAGCUAACCUAAGCAUGCGUGGUCCUGGGUACUGCUGUUGUCGUACGCUGUUUGGACUGCUGCGGGAUGUGUGCUGCGGUGGGCUGCGUGCAAGUUGCAGGUGGCAGUAGGAGGCUUCGCGCGGGUUUGGCUCAUUGGCGGGCAGGUGUCGGCACGGUGAGAUGGUGCCUCUUGCACGCAUGGGGAGGUCUGACUGAGGGAUGAUGGCCAUCUUAUAAUUGAUUGACGUGUGGAUGGAUGCGGGACGUGCACGGCGGAGCGUGCGGCGUGCCCCCUGGCGGUGCGGCGGGCCACAUGCCCAGCCAAACGGCCAGGGUUUGGGCACGGCCGCAAAUGGCGGGAACCUGACACCGCUGUUUAACUACUCCGGUGUCAAUGGUGUAGGUCAUACGGCCACAUUAGGUAAAUAUGUAUCAAUAUCGUGCUGGUGUAAACACCCUGCAUAAUUUUCAACCCGAGCC
Chlamydomonas reinhardtii is the source of this 5236-nucleotide messenger RNA. RefSeq lists its product as uncharacterized. The transcript is spliced from 9 exons. Bases 187 to 4782 code for a protein of 1531 amino acids. NCBI's taxonomy places the organism in Eukaryota, Viridiplantae, Chlorophyta, Chlorophyceae, Chlamydomonadales, Chlamydomonadaceae. The record is from RefSeq and is a predicted model, not a curated record.